Messenger RNA from Saitoella complicata NRRL Y-17804, 411 nucleotides. RefSeq names its product cornichon. Gene Ontology annotation, biological process: endoplasmic reticulum to Golgi vesicle-mediated transport. Gene Ontology annotation, cellular component: COPII-coated ER to Golgi transport vesicle; endoplasmic reticulum membrane. The transcript is spliced from 3 exons. The record is from RefSeq and is a predicted model, not a curated record. Bases 1 to 411 code for a protein of 136 amino acids. NCBI's taxonomy places the organism in Eukaryota, Fungi, Ascomycota, Saitoellomycetes, Saitoellales, Saitoellaceae.
AUGACCGGAGAAGGCUGGCUGUUUCUUUUCGCCGUGUUGAUCAAUGCGGUGAACUUGUUCUUGCAGGUGUUCUUUACGAUCAUGUACUCCGACCUCGAAUGUGAUUACAUCAACCCCAUCGACCUCUGCAACAAACUCAAUUGGUGGAUCUUCCCGGAAAUGGGCAUUCACGCCUUCACUACCGUCCUCCUGCUCCUCAACGGUCAAUGGAUUGCCACGGCCCUCAACUUGCCCCUCCUUGCGUACAACGUCAACAAAGUCGUCAACAACGCUCAUUUGUUGGAUGCGACUGAGAUCUUUAGGACGUUGGGGAAGCAUAAGAAGGAGAGCUUUGUGAAGUUGGGAUUCCAUUUGGUGUUGUUUUUCUUCUACCUUUACAGCAUGAUCGUUGCGUUGAUCCGUGAUGAUUAA